UUGUACGAUACGAUGAUCACUACCGGAGAAGAGAUAAGGUGUUUCUGGGGGCGCAAAUUGACGGCGGCGGCUGUUCUAUUCUGGAUGAACAAGUACAUGACCAUGAUAUUCUUAGUCUGGGACCUUGCGAGUUACUUUAACAUUUCCAAUGCAGUAAGUACGAUAGUUCUCUAUCUCAGUGACACCUAG
This is a messenger RNA of Dichomitus squalens LYAD-421 SS1, 189 nucleotides long. RefSeq lists its product as uncharacterized. The annotation marks the transcript as partial. NCBI's taxonomy places the organism in Eukaryota, Fungi, Basidiomycota, Agaricomycetes, Polyporales, Polyporaceae. The record is from RefSeq and is a predicted model, not a curated record. The transcript has a single exon.